Molecule: messenger RNA, 14185 nt
Organism: Paramuricea clavata
Lineage: Eukaryota; Metazoa; Cnidaria; Anthozoa; Malacalcyonacea; Plexauridae
Source: the annotation of a GenBank genome assembly
GUUGAAUAUUAAGUCAAGAAAGUCAUGGUGCAGAGUGCAAAACUCGCAGUUAUUCUAGUUGUUUUGGUGCUGAUUCAAUGCACAUUCGUGGAUGGAUGGUGGCGGCGUCGAUAUAGAAGAAAAUAUCGUACUCCUGUUCCUACUUCUAGUACAUAUCGCUGCAGGAACCGUCGCUCAAUAUACGGUAUGUCUGGUACUGUAUACAAUAGAAAUAUGUAGUGCGAGUUUGCACAUGUGUACGAUAUGUGUACGAUCAAUAUUUUGUUAUCAGCCAAUCAGCUCAAUCAAUAUUUUGUUAAUGUAGGCCCAAAUCUUACAACUUCAAUCAUGACUCCUAACCUUCAACCAAUAAGUUACAUUAGUGAUCAUUAGUAAUGCCGUAGUACCUAGUUUUUUUCUGUCCCAUGGCCAAUUACGAAGACUCAACUACUCAAUCUUUUCUUAGGCCUAGAUAGUAAUAAAUAUCUCAUAAUGAUAUAUCUAAUAAUAAGUUAAAAAUAGCAGCAUAUGAAUUUUGCCAAUUUUUACCUAUAUCUUUCAUCAAUCAUUUCCACAGGCGUUGUUCCUAACAUCUUAUAAAAAUUCUAGAAUUACGCCUGACACAAAUGAGUCAUACAAUUAUCGACCAAUAUCAAUACUCUGUCUAUCUGUCUUUUCAAAAGUCUUAGAACAACUUGAAAAGUAUAAUUUCAUGUACAAUUAUCAAUUUGGAUCCAGGAAAAAGGUUCAACAGAGCAAGCAAUUCUCGAACUUACUAAUAAACUAAAAUCUGCGAAAAACAAUUAACGUGCGGUCUAUUUUUAGAUUUUUCAAAAGUCUUUGAUACCGUUAAUCACAAAAUCCUUUUAGAAACGUUGAAAAAAUAGGGAAUAGGAGAUGUUCCACUCAAAUGGUUCACAAGUUAUGUUAUCUAACUAAUCGCCAAGCACAGAUUCUGAAAUAUUAAGAGUGACUAGCUUGUGAAGUUCCACAAGGAUCAACACUUGGACCGUUAUUGUUCUUGCUGUAUAUAAAUAAUAUGCCUAACUGUUCAAAAAAGCCGUAUCCUUCCGAAUAUUUGGUGUUAGUACUUUUGCACAAAUGAACAUAACAAAUCCUUCACGUUGAUUGGUCAAAUUUGACGUAUUAAGCAGUUAUAUUCACCUACAGGUGAAUAUAACAAAACCGAAAUUUUCAAAAUGGCGGCUAGCUGUUUUGUGAAAGUUAGUGAUAAAGAUAUAAGCGAAAUUAAAAUAUAUAUUAAGUCCCAAAAAUACAAAAGACUUGUGUAAAAAUACUAAACUUUCGUCUCGGCGAAUAUUCCCCGAUAAUCACAGAGCCUGAGGCGAAUAAUUGUUAAAUGACACUAAUGUUUUUAACUCAGGUAAAUCAGUUAGUAAAAUUGAAAUGGGAAGGAAUGAGGAAAUUAAAAAAAUUAUAACUAACUGCUACUAAGAAACUUUCAAUAACUUUAAAAAAACGAACUUUAUGAUUAUUGGUUCAAAACAGAAAAAGAUCGGAAUAUAUAAUUUAGAUUGGAAACUAGAACGAACACAAUACAUAAAAUACUUAGGUAUGUACAUUGACAGACACAUUACUUGGGAACAACCAAUCAAACACGUGAAGGCCAAAAUUGCUAUAAAUACUGGUAUUAUAAACAAAUUAAGAUAUCACCUUGAUUUAACAGAACAUUUCUUGAUUUUUAGAGCAAGAGGAGCAGGACUCAAAAACCAAAACAGGAAUAAAAGGUAACACUGAAAUUUCUAAAUGACAUAUAUAUACAUAUAUUAUUCAGCUCAUUCUCCAACUUGGUUUUUUAGUGACCGAGAAGAUCAAGUAAUACGCUUACGUGUAUUACUUACGCGACUGUUAUUUUCAGGGAGUUAAAAUAACUCCGGAAAAGAGGGUUAGCAAAAAAGGUUCAAAAUAAUCCGUUUUUGGGGGUUACAAAUAACUCCAUUUCUGGGGUUAAAAUGUAACUCCACUUUUGGGGGUUAAUCUAACUCUCAUAUUGGAGUUAAAAUCUAACCCCUAUACAGGGGUUACAUAAUUUUAACUCCGUUUCAGGAGUUAAACCGGUACUCUUGAAGACGUUUCCUCAUCUUUUUAAUUAUUUUUACACAUUUUUAAUGUUAUGAAAACCAAAACAAUGAAAAAACAUCACUUAGUUUUCAUAACAUUAAAAUUGCGUAGAAAUAAUUUAAAAAUGAGGGAAAAUCUUCCGAGAGCGUUAGUUUACGGAACGCUUUCUAACUACUUAAUGCAACUUACCUCGUAAAACGGGGAAGUAUCGAGAAACCUACCAAUCAGUCUAAUUAUACUAUUCAAUUGCUUCAUCUAAUCCAAAAAGUACGCGAGAAAGUUUUCUGUGAAAUAUAUUUUAUACAAACUAGCCAUGUAUUUCUAGAAUUAAAGCUCUACAACUUGAUUUCAAACCAUGCAUCAUUGACACAUUAAGUUACUGUCAAAUUUAAAUGUUCACAACUGAAUUCAUAUACAUUUGUCAAAGACAACAAGUACUAUCACAAUGGUAAAACUUCAGUAAAUGUGUUUACAGUACAGUACAGUACAGUACAGUACAGUACAGUACAGUACAGUACAGUACAGUACAGUACAGUACCUGAUUAUAGUAACCGACGAAGCAAGAUAUUUCCUAAUCUUGCAUGAAAUUGAAUUAAUAAUUUCAUCUGAAAUUAACUCAUUAAUGGAAUAAUGCCCAACAUUUCCCCCUUGACAAGUAAAUUUUCUUGUAUAUAGACACAGUAAACUGACAAAGUAUUGUAGAUCACAUUAAGACAUGAUAUGCAUUAUAGCCUUAUGGACUGAAAUUUGCCCUGGAUUUUUCAAAUUGAAAAUUAGGAAUUAUGUUGUUUUGUUAGCCCAUUUAUACAGGCAAGGUGCUCUGUUUAUUACUACCUGUAUGGCAAUAAUACUUGAUUGCCUCACACCACAAAUUUUACUUGUCAAAGAGAGGCAGCUUGGCAUGUACAAUGAGACAAGGAUAUAGGUAAAAAAGAAAGACUGUAUUAAAUUAAUCAAUACACAGUAAAUCCCCUUGCUAAAGAAAUAUGUUGCAUGUUGAUGUAGGCAGCAAAUUAAUUAAUAAAGUGCCUGUAAUUACUUUCGUCCUGAAUCUGUUGAUGGUGACUCUUUUUCGAUCAAUAUACAUGUAAGAAUCAAUUGGAUUGCUCAAGAGAGUUUCUUUGAUGAAUUCAUUUAUACAGCAUGACAUAGUUGACACUUAUCGACAUCGAACCAAAUCAAUAUCUUGAUGUAAGACAAUCGGUUUCAAAUGGCCAGUUAUAGAUAUCAUCAUGACCAUAUCCAGGCUAUGAUUCUUUUCCAUCUGAAGUGUUUUGGCAUGCUAGUACCAACCUACAAUAUUAAAUAAUAAGCAUUUACCACAUGACAAAUGUGAAGCUUGUACUACAUCUAAGACACAUUUUACUAUUGGUUUUCAAAGUUGUGACUUCAAAAAACUUGAGUAAUCAUAGCUGCAAAAACCUGGCAAUGUUCAUAGAGGAACUAAUUUCAUAUUAUAAUAUUUAUAUCAAACUAGUUUUCCAUGGUUCUGAAAUGGAAUUCAUUGAGGAAGCCAUUGUCAGUUGCCUUUGGAUCCUAAAAUUCUUAACACCAAAUAAUUGUGAGAAUUUGUACCGAGGGUCUCCCAGGGCUGGUUUUAGGGAACCAGGGAACAAUGCAUAUUUUGCAAUCAGAAUUCAAAGCAAAAAAUGAUAGAAAACAAGGGACCAUAAAGUUUGGAAAACAAGUAAACAUGGUGAAAUCUUUGUGGGGAAAAAGGAAAAAUUUGCAAGGGAAUACAUAUCCCUCAUAUGAUGCCCUAGCUCUUGUACUCUACAGUGAAUUAAAAAUAUUAGUUUUUGCACCUUAAUUUAUAUUUGAAGCUUGAGCCAUCACUGGUGCUGCAAAGAAAGCCAUGACCAAUUCUUCUUCAAUAUGCCUACUGAAUAAUAUAAAAAAACUUAUAUCAGAUUCUAAAAACAUAAAACCUUCGUCACGUUUCAAAGGUUGCCCUCUUUUGACUAUAAAUGUAUCGCAUUUUAUAAAUUUUAUACACAAACAGAAGCUAAUUUUUAUGAAAAACCGGACAGAUCUCGUCCUGAUUUAUUUGACUUUGGGGUAAACUGCUAUUUUAAUACUUGGACUCUUGGUCUUUCAUGAACCGUCUUUCUCAAGAAAGGCGGCCUUCCUUCUGGAAAAAACUCGCCUGGCACAUGAUGUAAAAUUUGCUGAAGGUCCAUUUCAGUGUUACACGAAAGAAAUACUAUUUCAAUCUGCACUAGAAGUAUUUUAUAUGUUGACAGCCUGGACAGUCGCCGUGUGUUUAGCCUGUUUGAACGCGAAACCACCACAGGCUUGUUUGUAGGAAAAUUGAAUGCAAUAUACCAAAAAUAUAACAUAAAAGUCCAUAAGACACAACCUUACCUUCAAAUAUAUAUUCUAAACCAGUACACCGGUACUCUUCUGGCAUUUUUCUGUAAAAAUAUCCAAGUUUAAUCAAGAAAAUUUUGUGCUAAAACCUGAAGUACAAAAUCUCAACAAAUAAAUGAAGAAAAGAGCGGGAAAAUAAUUAUCCCGGUCGGGAAAUUGAACUCUUGUUGAUUACUGGAUGCUAAUUGGACAGAUUCCUAACUAACUACCGGGGAAAAUUUCCCUCGGCACUUUGCGUUAGUGAUGGGCGAUACCAGGAUUUUUAAUUCGAUACCGAUACCGAUACUUUUAAGAUCGGUAUCGGCCGAUACCGAUACCUAUUUCGAUACCAAAAUGAGCAUAAAAUUUCAAUUUUCGAUACCGGAAGUGAGUACUUAAAUUUCUAGUAUCGGCUAUUUUAAAUACCUGCCAGUCAGCGGAAAAACAUUUUACAUUACUGUAUGUAACAAAUGUAUGUAACCUAAAUAAAGCUAUAAGUAAACCAAAAGCCCGAAACGUAAUAAAUAUUUUUUAUACAUGAGUUGGCGCACCACACUUGGAAAUUUGGAAUAUUAAGAGUUAUUUUAGUGGUUUUUUAAGUCUUAUUCAACCAAGAAGUGAAAUUAAACAAGUCGUUUAAAAAAGGGUGCAAGUAUCGAACGAUACCACGUCAGUAAUCGAUACCGAUACCGCUGUUUGUGGUAUCGCUGGUAUCGAAUACCGAGUACUCGGUAUCGCCCAUCACUACUUUGCGUCUCCUUGGCAAAUGUAAACAACAAAAAGAUUUGUAGAUUUCAUAUAUUUUUUGAUAUGUCCGUGUACGGAGAAAUAUGCAGCAAGUUGGACAAAAAAUCGCACUUCGAGAAGCAAGAUGAUAAUCUAUCUGAAAGUAAGUACUCUCGAUAUAAUAGGCUCUUUUGAUAAUGGGCCCUAUUGACUACCCAUUGUAUUAAAGCUUUUUGCUUUUAUGUUUAAAGUAUAGAUGGUUCCAUAGUUGCAAUUACUAUACUAUACUGUUCUAUUAUAGUGUACUGCCUGCUACUCUUCUAGAAAAAACUGCACUGUGCAGUGCCUUACAACAGUGCCUUACUGUAAUGUGUAGUACAUACUAUAUGUCUAUAUUGACUGGUUGGUUCCAUACUUUUAAUAUUGUGUUCUGCCAUACAGUACUGUGUGGUGCUGUAUUUAUACUAUACUGUGGUGCCAUGCAUACUACAUUGUGGUGUUGCUCUAUACUGUAUUGUGUGAUUCUGUAUUCUUCUGUGUUGUGGUGCCUUCUGUGUGAGCCAUACUAUACUAGAGCUAGCAUGCUUCGCUCUGCAGUACACAGCCCAAGACAGACCAGUAUAUGGCAGAGUAGUGUCAUACAUUAUGUACAGUACACUAUAAAACAAAGUAUGGCAUGCCAUGCUCUAGUAUAUAGUAUGGCUCACACAGAAGGCACCACAACACAGAAGAAAAUACGAUGGCACAAUACAGUAUAGAUCAGCAAAAUAAUAUAGUAUGCAUGGCAUCACAGUAUAGUAUAUAAUAUAACAGUACAGUACAGUACAGUACAGUACAGUACAGUAUGACAAAACACAAUUAAUAUCAAAAGUAUGGAACCAACCAGUACAAUUUAUAGAUAUACGACAGUAUGUACUAUACACUACAGUAAUGUACUGCACAGGGCAUAUAAUAUUGCUGGGCCAUGCUUUACUGUGUGGAAUGUUGUACAUACUGUACUGUGGUGCCAUACAUGCUAUAUUGGGGUCUUGUAGAUGGAAAUUAUCAAGUGGAAAUUUUUACACAUUUAUUAGACCUAACCAGGAACAGCUGCAAAAAAUGCAACUAUAUAGGUCCCUGGCAGGAAUAUAUAAUUAUAUAUACCUACAGUACCAUUCUGUAUUCUUUAUAUGUGUUGUGGACAUGGUGUUAUAUGCUUAGCCGACGGUGCUUCUAUCUGCUAUAUGUAGUGCUUUUCUGUCUUGAGCGGUGUGGUAUAUUCCAUUCAAUUAUAUCCAAUAUAUUAUGUUAUUAAUUUUUCUAUGCUUUGUUGUGCCAUAAUACCCCACUAUAUAGUGUGCUACACUGUGCUAUAGUGUAUGCUGUAUUAAUUGCACUAUAUUAAACUGUUCUAUACCAUACAAGUAUGUGCUAAGCUGUGUUGUAUUGUAUUCUGUUGUGUCAUACUCCUGCUGUGCUGUGGUAUGUAGUGCCAUAUUGCACUAUAUUGUGCUGUACUGUGAUACGUACACUGUUCUGAAUAUGCUUUACUGUUUUUACUGCACUACUGCACCAUACUGUGUGUAUACCACACUUUACCAUAUAUCUUAAUGUGUUGAGCUGUCUCAUAUUGUAUUGUUGUGCCACACCGUACUCUACUGUUCAAGUGCCAUACAGUGAUUAUAUGCUGUACGGUACUAUGCAGUGCCUUUACUAUACUAGCUAUAUUACUACACUACAUUGUGAAUAUGGUGUCGCACUAUUCUGUAUUGUUUACUUUUUUGUAUGGCACCACUAUGUGAUAUACCGCACUGUGCCAUAUACCCACUGUGCUAUUAUCUGUGUCAUAUUGAUUUGUACUGUGCUGUUGUGUACUCAGUUAUGCUGUACAGUACAGUACAGUACAGUACUGUACAGUACAGUACUGUUCUGUUCUGUGCCAAAUGGCUGACAGUGUAUUAUCAUUCUUGUGAUGUGUUGCACUAUGCUGUGCCAUAUUAACACUACAGUACAUAGGUUGGACUGGGCUGUGGUAAACUUUUUUUGGCCCAUGACGCCCUACUUUAGUAUUUUACUUUGUAUAAUCCCAGACGAUUUUACUAAUUCUCAAGGCCGAGAGGGUAUUGCACAUAGCUCAAACAAUCACCUCAAACUGUAUUGUGCUGCACUGAAUUGUUAUGUGUUAUAAACUUUGCUGUAUUUCACUGCAUGUGCUACCGUAAUCUGAACCAUAUGGGAAAUUGUGCUGUACUGUCCUUUGAUGUACUGCAUUCUCAGGAAUAUAAUUGUACUGUAAUGUACUGUGCUAUGCAAAAUUGUAAUAUAUUUUGUUGCACUGUAAUGAAAUUUACUGUAUUUUGUGUUGUCAUAGCUAUCAUGUCUUGUUUUAACUAAUCAAUAGUGCAUUGUAUUGUACUGUAUGACAAGGUACAAUGUAAUUGCUAUGUUUAAAUUUAAUGUAAUAAAACACAUCACAACAGAAUAUUAAAAAUAAGUUGUAAUAAAACACUGCAUCAUUGAGCUGCUGUGACCAAGAAUGUCACUCCUCUCAUUUGAAUAUUUAUAUUAAACACGAAAUAAAACAUGUUCUCUUACCUGAAACAUGAAUAAUGUAGUUCUUGUUUCCCUUUUGUAUACGUUGUCACGUUUUUUUUCUUGAGUGCAGUUGAAAGGAAAGCAAUCUGAGCGAGUUAAAACUAUUAAAAAUAGCCGAAAACACGACGCCAUUUUGCUUCCAGGCUCCUAUAACAAAUAACUCCAAUAAAGGGUGUUAUAUUUGAAUAACUCAACUAACUAGUUUGCCAGUAUCCUCUAACUCCUCAAAAAGAGUUAUUAUAACUCCUGAUAUGGGGUUAACAUAGCCCUAAAAUUUUAACUCCACCAAAAAGGAGUAAUAGGGGAGUUACUUUAACUCCCUGGAAAUCUGUUACUCCUCUCACAGAGUUAUUUUAACUCCAAAUUUGGAGUUAAACUAACCUUAAAAUUUUAACUCCACCAAAAAGGAGUAAUAGGGGAGUUAUUUUAACUCCCUGAAAAUAACAGUGCGCGUGUAUUAGUUAGUUAGCCUAGACUAAUUAUCUUUACAACAACUGUGAUAUUACUUUCCUAACUAUGUUUAUCCAAAUCCACGCUGCCAACUUUCCCUGUGGAAGGAACCGGAGCGCCUGGAGAAAUACCACGACUUUCGGCAAUGACUUUCUUGUUGACGGACUUUUUUCGCAUGGGCGCGUAGCGAAAAUCGAACCCACGUUCUCAGAGGUGAAGGGCAUGCUUGCUCUGACAACUGCGCUACCGAAGCCCCAUAUCCCUCGUUUUCUUAUAUUUUAUUAUACAACAGGUUUUAGAGCUAUUAAUAAGUCUAUUAUUAUCAGGUUAGGUGUUAGCAUGACCAGGGGUCAUCCUAAGAAAAAUUUAGAACUGCCCAUUUCGACAAGAGCAGAGGUAGUGAACACAAGCUAACUGUGUGGCAGUAAUGAGAGAGGAGGUCAUGGCGUACUGGAUUCCUGAGUAGCUAGGAGGGUCCUGGGGCAUGUUCCAUCGGAAAAUUUUGGAUUUUACAAGUCCAGAUUGGCCAUUUCAUGCAUUUUCAGAGUGAUAUUUGAUUUUGUUUUUGCCUUAAAUAUCUGUAUGGGCGCUUAGUUUAUAACUAAUUUUCAUAUAAAGCUUGAAAACUCGAUUUUAGAACUGCCCAUUUCAAGUUUAAGAACUACCCAUUUUACAUUUAGAACUACCCAUUUUGGAAAAUGGUAGGCCUUAGGAUGACCCCUGAGCAGGACUGUAUUUUACUUUUCGAAAAUGAUAACCGAAUUUUUUUCCGUGUUAUUCCGGCAUAUUCUGUGAUAUUCCAGCGUUCCGGGUUUUCAGAACGCCCAGGACAUUAACCAAUAAAAUUGGAUAUUAUAAUUAUAUCCCAUUUUGUUAUAUGUCUUAUAGAACAGGCUCCAGAGCUAUGAUGCAUGCAGUUAUUAUCAGGCUGGGGGUUUGCAUGAGUGUAUUUUUAGUUAAUUUAAUAAUUCCAAAAUGUUUUUGAGGAGUUCCUGCACUUCUUUUGCAAUUUAACAUGAUACAAAUUCUUGUUGCAGGCCAAGGGAAGUCCAAACGAGGUUUAGCUGAAGCGAUCCCAAUAAUAGAGCUAGGUCUUAAUGUCUUGACGAAAGUCCUAGACACUCUUGGUAAUAUUGAGAGAAAGAUUGCAAUUGGUAUUGGUAAUGAUACGCCAUUCGCGUGGAAAGCUGAUGGAGUAUAUUUCCGUUCUGGUACAUCUGAUGACGUUCUUCCAGCUUGUUUGAGUUCAAAAGAAGCCGCCGUCUUCCCAGCGAGGAAAACCUCCGGUCCUGUUGCAACUGGGGCAGUAGGUGUACUUUGCUAUUACAUCCCUGAUAAGAAAAAGUCCUUGUGUGUUUUGUUCAGUGUACCAUUUGAUUACAAUUUGUACUCCAAUUGGUGGGACGUGAAGGUGUUCUCUGGUAAAAAAUCGCCCAACCAUCAGUUGUAUGUAGACAUGUAUUAUGGUGACCCAUACAAAGGUGACAACAGGUGAGCUUGACGUGAAUAAUUCGUCGUGUGAUGAAUGAUUUAAUUAGGACUUGUUUACAUGGAGGUAGGGGAACCCUGCCACUAGGAUUACCCUGCCAAGAGAGUAAAAAAUAGCGAGUUCUUACAUGAGAUAAGGUAGGGUAACCCUAUCUAUUCGUGGUCGCUAAGCCAGUUGUAUUUAAAAAUGGCGAGUAUAAACGCAAAAUUUUAGCGGCAAGUUGUAUAAUGAUAUGCCUUGGACCUUUGCAUGCUGCAUUUCGAUGCUUUUGUCUUUUACUUUGUGUGCUAUGGUAUAAAAAUGGAGAAUAAAACCUGACCCGCUUGGUAGGGUAAUCGCAUUUGACGCGUAUACACAUUAAGAGGGGAAAUGCCCUCUCCAUUCCUCCUUCGUAUCUAGUCGUUCAAAUGUUUAUCACAUCACAAAUAAGCCGACUGAACUAUCUGCUGCCAUAUCCACUAACAAACCAAGUACAGUAAAUUUGAUCGUAGAAUCAUGCAGGCUAACAGGCGAUAUUCGGAACAGCGCUAUAAAUAUUGGCGACAACUACAGUAUUCUAUUUUUCGUCUUUAUCGACCAACUCCUGGGGUGGAAUACUAUAGCGUACAUUCAUAUGUUGGUAUACCAGUAUCUCGCCUGUCAAUCCUUGAAUUAAGAAGCAGGGGAAAAGGUGCUACGGCUGCUCUUUACAGUACCUGGCAACUUACCCCGAAACCCUAAAAGUGCCAUCAUAGAACAGUAAUGUAUAUGCGCUAUAGAAAUGUUAUUAUUAUUAUUAUUAUUAUUAUUUGGGUCGUUCUGACCAUCAAUGUCUGUGGCUAUAUCCCAAAAUUGCCAACAAAUAACCCCCUCCUAUUUCUAAAAUAGUCAGACUGCAUAACCCUGGAAGCAAACAAACAUCGAAUAGAAUUGUUGUCCUUCAAAAUUGUGACAAUGUUAUAAUGGCGACAGAUGUGGACGACAAAGUGGAGAUAUUUAACGGAACGGUACUCUCCCUGUUAGACAAGGCUAUGCCAAAAAUUACAAUACCUCAGAUAUACCUUGGAUUGCCCCAGAAUUAAGAUACAGAUCAAAGUAAGACAAAAGGCUUUCUCUCAAAGUGAUAAAGUUAAGUAUGACAAAUUUAUAUGUAAAAAGGUAUCAAAGCUAAUUCAAAAUGUAAAAGAAUGUUUCUAUCAUACUGAAGAGAGAGAUCCCCAAAGAGGGCCCGCAAAACGGAAUAAAAUUGUUUAUACUCUGUUGGGUGCUGAGACAAAAUAUAACUCCUUACAAAUCCCAUCUGAGGAAGUCCUGGUUGAAGUUGCUGAAAACCUACAAAUCGCAUUUACUGACCCAUGGAAAGAUGUCAUUAUUGACCUGCCGGACACAGGGACGUCGCGAAGCCAUUAUUAGCGAACUUAAGCAAAGCUUAAUCUAGUACGGGGACGUGUCACGAAACCUCCUUAAAUUUUACACUUUUAUAAUUAUAAAAAACUACCGUUAUUAAGAACUUCAACAAAGCAGAACGAAAGUGCAACGAGAACAGCUAAAAUAUUAUAUUAAUGCAAGAAAAUGAGCAGAAAUUGACAAUUAAAAUCCACGGAUGUUUUAGACGUCACCGUAGCUCUGUUUUACAACGGCGAAAUACAGAUUAUCACGUCUUGUAUACAUCGCUUACAUUUCAAGCUGGGACAACUGCUAUUUUAAAUUAGGUCCUGGAACUUUCUCAAUCAUAAACCCAGUGUUAAUCUUGAUCAUUAAAAUGUAUUAUUUUCAUACGAUGGAUAAUAGACGACAGGUUUUCUUCUGCAAUCAUUUGGUUCAACGUGACUUUUUGCCGUCGCCGUCGCGUUCCCGUCCUACAGUACGCGCUUAAGGUCGCUAACAUUUGGGGGGGGGGGGUUGUCGUCAUGUUUUGACCAACAUUUCCUAGGAUUUUGAUCAAGUUGUACAAAUUUUUCCCAAAAAUGUUGUCGAUGGGGGAGGGGAGGUCAAAAACAUUUUUCCGCACUAACAUAAGCAUAUUCAAAUUUUUCGACCAAGAAAAGCAAGGCUUUCAAUUUUUUCACCGCAAACAUAACCAUGGAUAAUAAAAUAAAUUUAUUUUAUUAUCCAUGACAUAACAAAAGCUUUAAAAUUGUUAAAAUUGCAAACCAUUUUAUAACUUCGGGCAACUUCGACCAUCGUUUAUCCCAAACUUUGACCAAAUUUUUCCGAGUUCUACCUUCAAUUUUAAGCAAAUAUCAGUUCCAUUUUGACCAACUUUGACCAACGUUUGAAUUAUUGUGGGGGGGGGGGGGUGUUACACCCCCCACACACCCCUAUAGCGACGUCCCUGGCCGGACAUAAAUGAAGUUAACCACUUACUUAAGGUUACGUCACCACCGCUACCUUCCCUCGGACAGGUACGGUCCUGCCUUAUAAACACCUUAAUCCAAAGAAAGCAACAGGGAUAGAUAAAAUUCUCGCCUCGUUUUUAAAACAGUCCAGUGUUGUAGAUACUCGUUACAAUAGUAAUUAAAUUACAAAUAAAACCACAGAUAAAACAGUACUAUUCCACGCUUGUUUACAGAUAACGGACUACAGGAGUGAAGUCAAAUUAGUGACUUCCCAUCACGUGAUCUUCGCGCGUGCUCGAUAGAAACUCGUUCGUUUGCUCGCAGUGGUUUCUCCUCAGCUCAGAAACCACUGCCAGCAGGGUAUGGACAUGGGUGAAGUGCUUUCUUACGGAGCGGACUCAACUACAAGUGAAUUUGCAUAUCCGCAUAUCAUGGUGUUAUGUCUUCAAGAUCCCCAUGCUCUGCUGACGUUCCGCAGGCUCCAUCAUUUCCUCAACUGUAUUCAAUAUUCAUAUAAAUGUUUUGGAAGACACUUUAAACAAACAACGAUCCCACAAAUGCGCACAAGUACGCGGAUGACUCCACCAUUGAUUAGUCGUCUUAAUUGGGCCAAUGAUAAUAAAAUGAGGUAAAUCCAAAGAAAACAAAGGACAUGUGGAUCAGUUUUUACCAAUCUUCUCUUGAACCUCCACCCAUACAAACAGACGGAAUUGAAAUAGAAAGAGUGAACAUCUUCAAACUUCUUGGUGUAUGCAUGCAAAACGACUUAAAGUGGAACAUCCAUGCAUGUUCGCAAAAUUACAAAAGAGCGAAUAAAUUAUUGUUCCUUCUUCAAAAUCGUAGGAAAUCCUCCCUACCAACUGGGAUUGGGCUACUGAUAUACACGACAAAGAUUUGGCCAAUACUUGAACACGCUUCGCCAGUUUUGGGGGUGGGGAAGGGGGGGGGAAGGAAUCCCCUAAAUAUCUUGAAACAGAAAUUGAACGCGUUCAACAGAGAAAUUUGAGAAUCCUUGAAACUGAAGAAAGCUACCCUCCGCUCACUAGAAGAAGGAAGGGAAAAGGCAACAUGCAACGAGCUGAAAAGAAUCGUGGAAGUACCAAACAACCCAUGGAACCGUUGACUAGCCAAUAGUAGGGAGCUUAAGAUGCACCAAAUCUGCGACGCGAACGCGACUAAAAAACAGUCGCUAUUAAUGGGAGACUAGUUUUACUUAGUUUCUCUUGUGUCCCUGACUUUGUUUACCAAAAACAAUCCGGCUGUAGCUUUUACCUGUGAAGUGAAACUGUGAUAAUAGCGGCAGUUUUUCGUCACGUCCGCGUUGUAGUCUUGGUGUAUCUUAAGCCCCCUAGAAAGAAUCAAACUUACGAACUGAGGAAGAUUAGAGACAGCUUUCCAGGACAGUCCUCAAAUACACACAGCCCAUAGUACGUCUUUUAUUUCAAGGGCGUGUACAUUAUAAAAUUAAUGAAUGAUAUGAUUUUUACUGCAUGUAAUAAUUAUAUUUAAAUAGUUUUUUAACUUCAAAUUUUUUACACGUUUCUUUAGGCUUAUACAUAUAUAUGUAUUUAUAUAUUUUGCAUUGUAAAUCCAUUUUAUUUCUAUGCCAAAGAUGAAUAUUAAUUAAAAUUAUAUAAAAGUAUUAAAAAAUGCCUUAUGUGUACAGAAACGUAGCCCUUCUGCUAUAUAGCGUUAACGACCUUAUCUGCCUGAUAGGGUAACCCUAUACUCCGAGGGUACACCAAUUAAGCGCGCAUGUAAACACAACCGCGCAAACACAAUAGACUAAUGUAAUCCGCUUACUAGGGUUAACCCUUCUGCUAGCAUUACCCUAUUUCCAUGUUCUGCUAGCAUUACCCUAGUUCCAGGUCUUUAAUAUUUGUUACCCUUGUUGCGAGCUCACGGCGUCAGCGCGUGGAUAAGAACUGUAUAUCAAUUUUAAAUGACGUCUCAUUAUUAAAUUUCAUUCAUGCACUCAACUUAAAAUCUGAUUUUUUCUCCUUUCUUUUGAAAAAAGAUAUCAUGAGAGAAAUCUUGGUUCUGGUUUCAAGUUGGUAAAUGGCUACAUGACCAGUUCAGGAAAUGCUAAAUUGAAGAUGAAGAUUACAACUAAAUAAACAUUUCAUUGAUAUAACCUAAUCAGUGGCGUAGCCAGAACGAUAAUUGGGGGGGGGCAUAUUCAUAUAUUCGUGUUCUGCUUCAUUAAUUUCUUUUCAAA